Molecule: messenger RNA, 939 nt
Organism: Paramecium tetraurelia
Lineage: Eukaryota; Ciliophora; Oligohymenophorea; Peniculida; Parameciidae
Exons: 5
Source: RefSeq, a predicted model, not a curated record
AUGUCCACAUAAUAUCGAAUACCCUCUAAUGAUCAUUAUAUUCGCGAUCUGGAGAAUCUUUCCCAGAGAGAACGGCAUGGAUUAUUCUCAUAGCCCCCUCCUCUUUCAGUUGGUGAUUAAUACAACGAUUCUCAAAAAAGCAAGGGAAAGAAAAAGGGAGUUCUAAUUAAUUAAAAAAUACAAAAUCAUCAUGAACCUUCAUUAUUUAUGAACCCAGGUUAUAUUUCAGUAGGUGAUCCUUACAAAGAUCCAUUUAAGGCUAAAUAAAUUUAUGAAAAAGAAAGAGAAAUGGCAAUAACAAAUCCUCAUAGUUUUAAACCCACUGAUAAAUCUAAAUCUAUAAAACACUCCGAAUUUUAGCAUUUGAAAGAAUACGAAGAUAAAAGGUACAAUACUAGAAAAACAUCAGGAGAAGUUAUCACUUAAGCUCGAAAUUUUUAAACAAAUCCAGCAAAAAAAGGAGUGGGAAGAACAACAAUAAAUACCUUGUUUGGAAAUUAUUAAUACAUCCCUGACCCAUACGAUAGAUAAGAAGAAUUAGAUAGAUCAGAGAGACUUAAAUAUAAGAGCAAAUUCUUACCAGGAGCCAUCAGAUUCGUUUCAACCAGUCAUGGAAAUCGCCCUUUUACAUCUGAUGGAGAAUUGUUAGAUGGAGCAGGAUAUAAUGAAGAAAAGUUUAAACGUCCACGAUACAAAGGGGUUUCAUUUAGGCCACCUAAUAAAAAUAAAUCUGGAUUUUAAGGAACUUUUGAAGUCUUUCAAUAUAUCGAAGAAGGAGCACCAAUACCAAAAACAAAAUAAAAUACUUUUUCAAAAUUAUUAAAAACUGAUACUUUUGAAAGACCCUGGAGGCCUAAUUCAAAUGGAACAUUUGCUAGACCUUGUCCAAGCGUAUCUGAAAAAUUAAGAAAUAAAAGUGGAGGUACUACGAGGAUUUGA